CCAAUCUGUACCUGUUCAGGCUGGUAUAAUCUCCAUCAUGCCCACAGCCCUAACGAAGAAUGAGUAGCCAAGAUAAUAAGUGAGGGAUUAAUCAAAUUCUGUUUUUCUACUUAAGACUACAAACCUCAGCCUCAGUCUUAACACCAAACAAAGACUAAAGUCAUAUUCCAGCAUAGAGAGGCUGAGUUAAUGGGGCCUGGACUCUGUGGAAGAGAUUCAUGGUUUCAGAGACACUCUAGAAGGAGAGAACACCUGCUCUGUGGUCCAGGUACAAUCCUAUUCUGGACCACAGAGGAGCUGAGUUUCAUGACCCUCCAUCCAAGUAAGAUUGGGUCUGGAAGUGUUCAUUGGACUAAGUCAGAACCAGAAGAUAAUGUCAAUUCUACGGAACUUUAAUUAACUUAACAAGAGUGCACGAUAAAACCAAGGCAGAAAAAAAACAACACUUCUAUCGACGAGUAUGCAAAAUAACAAACCUAGGGAAAGAGAUAACUUCAUAGGGACAGUAGGGAUGUGCCUUGUCCUUUUUAAUGCCUAUUAUAAAUAUUUCAGUGAUCCAAAGCUUCAUCCCCAAUCUACAUCAGCUAAACACCUCAUGGCAUUAACAACUUUUAGACAUCAGGUAGUAUAUGAGAAUGAAGGGACACUCAGAUUCCUCCAUAUUUUCUAUGCUGAAAAAUUAUCAUUCAUUACUCUGCCAAGACACCCUGGCGGAUUGUUUGCCGUGGACUACAACUAGUGCUUCCUGGUUUUCUCUGUACCUGCCCUAGCAAUGGUCGGGCAGAAAGGGAGCACAGUCUGAUAUUUGUGGUUAGUUGUAUGAGCCAGAGCACAACCCCGAUGAGCUACGCCGUUUGGAGGAGGAUGCGGCUGCCCCCAAAUGCAACAUGUCUCUGCACUGAAAGGAGCACAACUGAAUCUAACAGACAAACCUUCAGACAUUUAGAUUAGGUUUAGGUUAUAUUUUAACAGUGUGUUUGAAUAAAGUCUUCAGAGAUGAUACAGUACGUAAUGGCAAAACAGUCUGUUUCUAUCUCCUGUGGUGCUAAAUAUUAACAAAUUAUAAAUAGUUUAAAAUCUCUGCUGGAACUGCUGUCACAGAACAUUCUCUUCCCACAAAGAAUGGGUGCACUUUGCUUUGCCUCUGUGUCACACAUGUAACGUCUAUGUGAGGUGGCUUGAUAUAGCAGACCCACAUGCACAGCUCCCGACACAAAGAGGUAGGUAAAAGGAAGCUUAAUCACAAAAGCCGGAGUCCGUGGUACGAGCAGAGGUCGAUACACAGGUGAGCAACAGGCAGAGGUACAGGUAGUGAGCAGGCGGAGACGGCGUACGAUUAACAGGCUUGAUCACACGAUAGACAGACAGGGCUACGGUACCGUAAAACGAGGUGCAGGAACAAGGUCGAUCACAAGGCAAGGACUGGAUAACAACGCUGGAAAGUGGUGACACGCAACAAUUUGGCAAAGAUCAAAGUCUUCAAUUUUAGGAGAGGAACUAUUUCGUGAGGAGAUGUCGCCCAAAGUCACCCUGCAGCUGCUGCCAGGGCUGCGGUGCUUGUUCGAUGAGCCGGUUCAGGUGAAGGUGUCCGGGCUGAGGGCGAAGCAGACGGUCACCGUGAGAGCCAGAUCAGCUGAUGACAGAGGUGUGGUGUUCAGGUCCUGGGCCACCUACAGGGCUGACAGCAAAGGGGAGCUCGACCUGGACAGAGACCCGUCCCUCGGCGGGAGCUACGCGGGGGUCGAACCCAUGGGUCUGCUGUGGUCAAUGAAGCCCGACGCCUCACACAAAAGGUUCCAAUUAAACAAUUCACUCAACCCGCAUGUGGUGACGUUCUCUGUGCACGGCGAUGAGCAGGGCCAGGCGCUGGCAGAGGCGAUGAACGAGAGGGUCCUGAUCGGACAGGGAGUUUGUCGCCUUCCUGUCAGAGAGGGGAAGAUUCGCGGGGUCCUGUUCACGCCACCAGGUGAAGGCCCGUUUCCUGCUGUCUUGGACCUGUACAUCCUAGGAGGAGGUUUGUCAGAGAAGAGAGCGUCUCUGCUGGCCAGUCGAGGGUUCGUUGUUCUGACAGUAGUGGCGCAUGGCUAUGACGACUUGCCCAAGAACAUCAGCGAGGUUCAUCUGGAUUAUGUUGAGGAAGCAAUUCAGUUUCUAAAGAGACAGGAUAAGGUGGGCAGUAAAGGGGUUGGAGUAUUAACACUGUCAAAAACUGGAGAUAUUGCACUUUCAGCAGCCUCUUACUUGCCAGAUGUGGAGGCUGUAGUUUGGAUCAAUGGCUGCUGUGCUAAUGUAUUGUUGCCUCUGCACUAUAAAAACACCCAGUUACUCCCACCAUUAAUGGUGGACCUCAGUAAGUUUGUGUUGACAGAGUCGGGGGCUGGCAUCGGCAAGUAUGUCAUGAAGAAUCCCCAGGCGGAGGAGAACAGGUCCACCCUGAUCCCCAUCGAACGAGCCAAGGCCCGAUUCCUCUUUGUGGCUGCAGAGGACGACCUCAACUGGGACAGCAAGACGUACAUGAACAUUCUAGUGGAGAGACUGAGGCAUCAUGGGAAGAAGGACUUUGAGUGUGUGAGCUACCCUGGAGCAGGGCAUUACCUAGAACCACCCUAUGGGCCCUACUGUCCCUCUAGUUUCCAUGCUGUGGUGAGGAUGCCAGUCCUGUGGGGGGGUGAGCCCAGGUCCCACGCUGCCGCUGAAGUCCACCUGUGGAAGAAGAUCCAGGAGUUCUUCCACACUCACCUGAGCUGUGGCGCUAAACAGCAUGGAGCCAAGUUAUGAUGACAGUAGUAAAUACUCCCUGCUAAGACUUGUUUUCAUCUGCAACUACACUUAGGCUGACGCACAGAUUAAUUUAUUUUGUUUAACCAGAUUUUGUGGUCUGAUGCUGUCGUCUGCAACAGAAACCAUGUUUGGUUGAAGGCGUUAUGAGUGCACUGGAGCGAAAUGUUUAUGGUGUAUUGUAAAACAUUCCCUUUUUAUAAUUAGAUAUAAUUGUUGAAAAUAAUUGUGACAAUCUGCCCCCGGGGUCUAAAGAGUUCUUUAGGGCUAAGUUAAUUUAUUUUUCACAAGGGAUUUUUUUUUUUUUUAAAGGUUCUGCACAAUAAAGUUGAUCAAAGUACA
Molecule: messenger RNA, 3120 nt
Organism: Betta splendens (Siamese fighting fish)
Lineage: Eukaryota; Metazoa; Chordata; Actinopteri; Anabantiformes; Osphronemidae
Product: acyl-coenzyme A thioesterase 2, mitochondrial-like
Exons: 4
Coding region: 1513-2778 (421 amino acids)
Biological process (GO): fatty acid metabolic process; acyl-CoA metabolic process
Molecular function (GO): fatty acyl-CoA hydrolase activity
Source: RefSeq, a predicted model, not a curated record